Messenger RNA from Phalaenopsis equestris, 2170 nucleotides. RefSeq names its product adenylate kinase 5, chloroplastic-like. The transcript has 21 exons. Gene Ontology annotation, cellular component: cytoplasm. Gene Ontology annotation, molecular function: nucleoside diphosphate kinase activity; ATP binding; AMP kinase activity. Lineage: Eukaryota; Viridiplantae; Streptophyta; Magnoliopsida; Asparagales; Orchidaceae. The record is from RefSeq and is a predicted model, not a curated record. Bases 70 to 1887 code for a protein of 605 amino acids. Gene Ontology annotation, biological process: nucleoside triphosphate biosynthetic process.
CUGCUAUCCUCCUCACACGGUAAUACGGAGAGUUGAGUCGAGAGCGGGAGAGGGAGAGGGAGCGGGAGAAUGUCUCUACAUCAGGUGGCGUCAAUGGCGGCGGUCUCCGGUGGUCACUGCGAAUUAGCUAUCAUGUCAUCUGUCCCUCUCCGCGCCACGUCAUUUUCUUUCCAUUUUCCCGUCUUCUGUCCCUCCACUUGCUCCCCCCUUUCAAGAUCUCGCGACUGUCACCCCCUUCCCCUCUAUCAUCAGAAUCCUCGGAGGAGAAACCCGGAAAAGCAGAAGGUUCUGAGGGUGGACUGCGCGGCAGGCCAGCCAUUGAAGGUGAUCAUAUUAGGCGCCCCGGCGUCGGGGAAAGGAACUCAGUGCCGAAUGAUCGUCGAGAAGUAUGGAUUAGUUCACAUUUCCACCGGGGAUAUAUUGAGGGCUGAAGUGUCAUCCGGGACUGAAAUUGGAAACAAAGCAAAAGAAUACAUGGAUAAUGGCAUGCUUGUUCCAGAUGAAAUUGUAACAGAUAUGGUGCUGACCCGACUUUCGCUACCCGAUGUAAAAGAGAGAGGCUGGCUUCUUGAUGGAUAUCCCAGGAGCUUUUCACAGGCACAAAGUCUUGAAAAGGCCAAUAUAAAACCAGAUAUAUGCAUUGUCCUGGAUGUUCCUGAUGAAAUUCUGAUCGACAGAUGUGUUGGUAGGAGGAUAGAUCCUGUUACCAGAAAAAUCUACCAUCUUAAGAACUUACCUCCUGAGACGGAUGAAAUUUCAGCACGACUCAUAGCCCGUGCUGAUGAUACUCAAGAAAAAGCUGAGUCACGUCUUGAGACAUAUAAGAGGAAUGUAGAAGCUAUUUUGCCCUUGUACAUGGACUUGUUAAAGAAGAUUGAUGGAAACGGCCCGAAGGAUGUUGUAUUUGAUGAGGUUGACUUCUUAUUUCAUCCAUUUCAUGCUGAUGCUAUUAAGUCAAAGAAGCUGAGCACUGUUGAAGGAGAUUCUGUUGAAGUUUGCACCUCCACUGUUUCGUUUUCGACUCAGAAAAAGUGGCGCGGGAUCCCUACUAGACUAAACAACAUUCCCCAUUCUAAGGAAAUAAGGGAAUACUUUUAUAAUGAUGUGCUGGAAGCUACACUAAAGGCUAUAGAAGAUAAAAGAUCCCGAUUAAAGGUGGAGAUCAACAUUCCGGAGCUCAACCCCGAAAUGGAUGUUUAUCGGAUUGGCACCCUAAUGGAACUGGUGCGAACGCUGGCUCUUUCAUUUGCUGAUGAUGGGAAGCAUGUGAAGGUCUGUGUUCAGGGAUCUAUGGGAGAAGGUGCACUUGCUGGGAUGCCACUGCAGCUUGCUGGAAGCAGAAGAAUUUUAGAAUUUAUGGAUUGGGGGAAGUAUGGUGCUAAAGAUACGUUCAUUACAAUUGGUUCAAUAGGUGCCAAAGAGAUAGAUGAGCAAGUUGAUAUAUAUAUAUUAGUCUCUCCACAAAAUGCGGUUGGUAACUGCAUUAUAAAUGAUUUACAGGCUAUGACAGAUGCAGCUGGUCAGUGCCCGGUGAUUCUUAUAAAUCCCCGCCUUAAGGACUUACCCGGUUCCAGUGGCAUAAUGCAGAUAAUGGGAAGGGAUAAGAGACUGGAGUAUGCUUCAUCGUUUAUUAAUUGCUACUUCUUUCGGCUUCUGUACUAUGCAGGCACUCAGUAUCCAAUUAUGGGUGCAAUAAGGAUGUCUUAUUCACAUGAUUACGAACUCUUUAAGCGGAUUGAUGACCCUUCUGGAAAGGAAAAAUAUGUUAUUAUAGCCAGAUUUCCUCUAAGGCCAACAAUUGAAGAAAUUAAUGAUGCAUUUGAAGGAAAAAUAAGCAGAAGAAGCAAAGAAAAAUGGGCAUCAGGACUAUGGUCCUUCUUUGGUUAAUGCCAGAUUGAAGAGGCUUAUCUUUGAAGAGGAUUAUCUCACAAUUAUGAAUGAAAUCUCUGGGACGAAGAUCAGCCGCUCCACCAACCAGAUGUAAUAGUAUCGUUCUACAUGGGGUUUGGAAGAUGAAGUCUAUGUGACAAUUCCUUCCUUAUAUGAGAAUAGGAACGGUGCAAAUGAAGUCUACAGGGUCAAGUAAUUACCUAAGGGUUGAAGAGAGCAGCCGUAAAAUCUAUAUGCAUCACGUCCAGCUCGACGUUAAGAACGAUUAUUACCACACCGG